AUGUGUGUAUGUGUAUGUGUGUAUGUGUAUGUGUGUGUGUGUGUGCGUGCAUGUGUGUGUAUGUGUGUGUUCUGUAUUGAUAUUGAAUAA
This is a messenger RNA of Brugia malayi, 90 nucleotides long. RefSeq lists its product as uncharacterized. The coding region runs from base 1 to 90 and encodes 29 amino acids. NCBI's taxonomy places the organism in Eukaryota, Metazoa, Nematoda, Chromadorea, Rhabditida, Onchocercidae. The transcript has a single exon. The record is from RefSeq and is a predicted model, not a curated record.